Peniophora sp. CBMAI 1063 is the source of this 1008-nucleotide messenger RNA. The record is from the annotation of a GenBank genome assembly. NCBI's taxonomy places the organism in Eukaryota, Fungi, Basidiomycota, Agaricomycetes, Russulales, Peniophoraceae.
AUGCUCUCUGAACCGCAUGUCUUUGAGAACCUGGCCUCGGAUGAUAAUGGGCGAACACUGAAGGUUGCCGCGAAGCGCUACUGGUCGACCCAUGCAGCCCAUACCAGCCCAGGCUCAGUCACCCUCAUCUUGGCCCACGGGAGUGGCUUUCACAAGGAACACUUCGAACCAUUCCUCCAGCGUCUCUUCAAGCUCUCCGAGGAUGACGAACGUAGAGCUGUGGGUAUCAGGGAGGCAUGGGCAUUAGACUGGCAAAGUCAUGGAGACUCUGCGGUGCUGAACGCCGGCGUAUUGGGACCUAGUGACAUUGUCAGCAUCUCGGUCUGGGGUAGGGCGCUUGCUGCCUUCGCGUCGUCGGCCCGUCUUCAGGGACCUAUCAUUGCGAUAGGUCAUUCCGCUGGUAGCUCUGCCUUUAUGUACUCGACCAAAUUCUUCCCUUCGCAAGAUAUCCCGUAUAAAGCGAUGUUGCUUGUCGAGCCGCCUAUGAUCGACCGUCGCGUUUUCCAAGCCAAUCUCGAAGAUCGCCAGCGCCAGCUGAAAUUCGUGACUGCCGCUGUGAGCAAGAGUCGAGCGAGUUGGCCAGAUAAGAAGUCUGCGCUUGAGUACUUCGGCAAACGUCCACCCUAUCGUACAUGGGACCGCCGCGUUCUCGAACUAUACAUCGAGCACGGCUUUCAUCAAGCGCCAGGUGGACAGGAUGUCGUUCCGAAAUGUCCCAAGGCUCGCGAGUCGGCAGCAUUCGUGGACCUUGAGAGUACCUUUGUCGCCACGGAGCAAAUUACGCCGGUUUCCGCCCUCCUUCCGCUUCACAUUAUCUUCGGAGCAAAGAAUGACAUGAUGCCUCGUUACGGCCAAGAUUCGCUUAUAGACGCGACGAAGGGCCGUAAACCAGCUUCAGUAACACGUGUGGACGGUGCAGGACAUCUAAUUGUUCAAGAGAUACCUGAGCGUCUGGCGGAGGUGGUCUACUCUCUUCUGAACAAUCGACUAUUUCAGGCCAAGCUGUAG